Molecule: messenger RNA, 1272 nt
Organism: Hylaeus volcanicus
Lineage: Eukaryota; Metazoa; Arthropoda; Insecta; Hymenoptera; Colletidae
Exons: 3
Coding region: 374-844 (156 amino acids)
Source: RefSeq, a predicted model, not a curated record
UCCGUUUCGUUUAAAAAUAACAUCUACAUCGCGUAAACAUCUAGUGUCUCGAACGAGUGGAUUCGCUUUAGUACAGUGAGUUGUCGUGAUUCGUAACUCCACGAAAAUAGGUAACGUUAUUUCGUAUAUUACUUCACGAUUGUCUCCGAAGGUGAACUGUCAAAUACAAGUUGAUGUACUGUGAUUGCGUUAUUAUCGAAAUGAGAAGAAUAUCGAAUAUCGCGAGAGUUUAAGAAGUUCGGGCAAACUGUUGGCGAUAGAGAAUAUCGCUUGUGCGCGUAAGACCUCGUGCAGCCCUCGAUUAAGAUAGCCAGCCACUGUGAAUCCGGUUUGGCAAAAGUUGCGAUCAAUAACUCUCUGUUUAGCAUUAAAUAUGGAGCCCUCCUCCUCGAGCCAAACGAUCGACUGCAUUGGAAAGUGCAAUUACAAAUUAAAAUGCGACCAUUUAGACAAGGUGACAGAUAAUAUAAAGAACACUCUGGAAGACAAAGAGGGCGUGAAGAUAUUCAAAGAAUACAUAAAGGAAAAUAGCACAAAGGAGUUUUACGAUUGUGUGGAGCUGUACGAAACCUGCGACGAAUACCUCAAAACAUCGGGAAAGAAGGAGCACCAAGUAAAAUCUCGGAUCAAGACAGUCAUGGAAAAGGUGAAAAAAUUGGACGGCGUUGCUGGGUUAAACUUGGCGCUUCUAAAAAGAAUGAAUGAAAUUGAAUCGAGAACCGACUGGAAGAACGAGGCGUUUGACAUUUUAAGUGAAAUCGCACGUUGUUGUCUCGAUCAUUUGAGGUCUAUCCACGAGAGUUUCAAAAGAUACAUGGCGAAGCCGUGCUCUUCGAUCAAAUAACGAACAAACGAAUGCCUCACUUUAAUUGUAAACGUCCAUUGCACAACGACUUCCAUGGAUUUUGUUCAAAUUCACAAGAAUGUCGUACAAUUUUAAAUUGGAUUCCAAUUUGAAUCCAUCGAAAGACUGACUAAGCGGAUGUACUGAACACGAUUUACGCUAAUGAUACUAAUGUGAUAUGUUAUUUAUAUUAUAAUGUAAAUAAUACCUGAAGCCACAUCUCUUUAGUUAUUUAAAAAAAAAAAAAAUGUUCCUUGGGGUGAAUGCGUUUGUUUGAACAGAGUGCAAGCGAUAUGUGAGAGCGAAGAAAGAAUGUCUGUGAUGCUUGAGCGAACGAAUGGUUAGUUUCGUAAGCUAGUCCUGUAACAGAAGUCAUAGAGACCAGCCAUGCGAACGUCUCCUUUUUAAUAAAAGUUAAUAUCUUAGUA